CGACGUUUUUGCGGCGGUUUACCUGGUUUUAGGCCGUCACCCCGCGCAAGACCAUUAAGUCUGGCUGUGCACACUUCCUGAGUGCCUCACUGCUAGCGUAUCUAUAUCAUGUCACCUGUCAACGUAUUGCUUGUUGGAUCUGGUGGACGGGAGCACGCCAUUGCUUGGGCCUUGGCAAAGUCGCAGCGGGUAGCCACCAUAUUUGUUGCUCCUGGAAACGGCGGUACGGAAACGGCUGGACCAAAGGUGAAGAACGUUUCAGUAGACGCCGGGAACAACUUUGAGGGCCUCGUUCGCUUUGCCUGCGAGAACAAUGUAGCGCUCGUUAUCCCUGGUCCGGAACAGCCCUUGGUUGAUGGCAUUCAGGCUGCUUUCAAAAAGGUCGGAAUUCCUUGCUUCGGACCAUCAAAGGAAGCAGCUCAGCUCGAAGGAUCGAAAGCGUUUUCCAAAGACUUCAUGAAGAAGCAUCAGAUUCCGACUGCCGCAUACGAGGUCUUCACGGAUUUCAACAAAGCCAAAUCUUACAUUGAAAACUUCGGUGGGCAGCUGGUAAUCAAGGCCUCAGGACUUGCGGCUGGAAAGGGUGUGCUGCUACCUGAAACCAAAGAAGAAGCGAUUGAGGGCCUGAAAUCUAUUAUGGUGGAUUCCGUGUUCGGAGACGCUGGCAGUGAAGUUGUUAUCGAAGAACGUCUUACCGGAGAGGAAGUUAGUGUGCUGGCAUUCUCAGACGGUUAUACAGUCAUCCCAAUGCCUGCGGCGCAAGACCACAAACGGGCUUUUGAGGGAGAUAAGGGACCGAAUACUGGAGGAAUGGGCGCAUAUGCUCCCGCCCCCAUCUUUACACCUGAGCUUGCCGCUGAGGUGAAGCGGACCGUCUUGCAACCUACCGUCGAUGGAAUGCGCCGGGACGGCCAUCCUUUUGUGGGUGUCCUUUACGCAGGUCUGAUGCUGACACCUUCUGGGCCAAAAGUGCUCGAAUUCAACGCACGGUUCGGAGACCCAGAAACCCAAGUGGUACUUCCCCUGUUGGAUGACGGAUGUGAUCUUUUUGAGAUCACUCUUGCCGCAGCCGAAGGGCGCUUAGAUUCCGUAAAAGUAAACUUCAAGUCAUCCUCUGCUGCAACGGUUGUGAUUGCUGCUCAAGGCUACCCUGGAUCAUACGAAAAGGGCAAAGAAAUCAAGAUUGCCUCGGUACCUCCAAAUGUUACUGUUUUCCAUGCUGGGACAAAGUUGGACGGAGGAAGAUUGACGACCUCAGGAGGACGUGUACUCGCCGUAACCGCUGUGGCUGGCGACCUUCAAGAGGCGUUGAAGCUAGCAAAUUCCAGCGUUCUUCUGGUCCAGUUUGACGGAGCUCAGUUCCGUCGUGACAUUGGUCACAGGGCCUUGGCUUUGCUCGGAAGCAAGAAAACAUCUGGUGCCACUUACGCACAGGCCGGAGUAAACAUUGACGCCGGCAAUUUGCUGGUGGAGAAGCUGAAGCCGCUUGUUAAGGCAACCAGAAGACCUGGUGCAGAUGCGGAUCUUGGUGGUUUUGGAGGACUUUUCGAUCUACAGGCAGCUGGCUACAAAGACCCUGUACUCGUGUCCGGAACUGACGGUGUGGGAACGAAGCUCAAGAUUGCUCAAGCUAUUCGGAAGCAUGAUACAAUUGGUAUCGAUCUCGUGGCUAUGAAUGUCAAUGACGUUAUCGUUCAGGGCGCAGAGCCUCUAUUCUUCCUCGAUUACUAUGCGAGCAGUAAGCUGGAGGUAGACGUUGCCCGCGACGUGAUUGCGGGCAUUGCAGCUGGAUGUAGCGACGCUGGAUGUGCGCUUGUAGGUGGUGAAACGGCGGAAAUGCCGGGUAUUUAUCAACAUGGCGACUACGAUCUGGCUGGUUUUGUUGUUGGGGCGGUUGAUCGCAAUGAGGUUCUUCCUAAAUUUGACGCUAUAUCAGAGGGCGAUGUCGUGCUGGGUCUACCAUCAUCUGGCGUGCAUUCAAACGGCUUUUCGCUUGUUCGUCAUGUUGUUGCCCGUGCAAAUCUCGAUUACUCGUCUCCAUGUCCUUUCGCAUCGCCUGAAGUCGGCCAAACACUCGGAGAAGCCCUUCUCACCCCCACCCGCAUCUACGUCAGACAGCUUCUUCCUGCCGUGAGGAAAGGAUUGAUCAAGGCAAUGGCUCAUAUCACAGGUGGAGGUUUCCCAGACAAUAUCCCUAGGGCCUUGCCGGACACCAUUGGAGUGCAAAUUGAUGCACGAACAUGGCCUUUACUUCCCGUUUUCCAAUGGGUCAAGCGCACUGGUGGAAUUGCAGAUGCCGAACUCGCACGAACAUUUAACUGUGGUAUCGGUAUGAUCCUGAUCGUUAGCCGGGACAAUGUCCCCGAGGUGAACCGCUUACUACGAGACGCUGGUGAAGAAGUGUAUGAGAUCGGAAAGGUUGUGAAGCGGACUAGUGGUGAACAGGUAGAGCUCAUCGGCACAGAAACCGCCUGGGCUUAGAUGUAUGAGGUAGAAGGGAGUAUGCAUUUUUUUCAUUCGCAAAAAGGGUGGGUGUAAUGUACAGUACGUAGACGAAGGUUCCACAUAUAUAAACAUAUUGGCAAAUAGCGUAGCCGCCAAACCA
Spizellomyces punctatus DAOM BR117 is the source of this 2605-nucleotide messenger RNA. RefSeq names its product phosphoribosylamine-glycine ligase. Gene Ontology annotation, molecular function: phosphoribosylamine-glycine ligase activity; phosphoribosylformylglycinamidine cyclo-ligase activity; ATP binding. Gene Ontology annotation, biological process: adenine biosynthetic process; 'de novo' IMP biosynthetic process. The coding region runs from base 109 to 2481 and encodes 790 amino acids. Gene Ontology annotation, cellular component: cytosol. The record is from RefSeq and is a predicted model, not a curated record. NCBI's taxonomy places the organism in Eukaryota, Fungi, Chytridiomycota, Chytridiomycetes, Spizellomycetales, Spizellomycetaceae. The transcript has 7 exons.